AUGCGGAAAAACUUCUUGGCUUCGAAGGUGAUCCACUGGAACUCACCCAAGAAGCUGCGGGUGAAGAACAAGCACGUGGAGUUCUUCCGCAACCUCUACCUGACCUUCCUGGAGUACGACGGGAACCUGCUGCGCAGGGAGCUCUUUGGCUGUGCCAGUCUCCCCAGCCCGCCCAGCAACCAGCUGCAGCGGGCACUGGAGGAGUUGGACGAGGAUGAUCCCUGCUACGACUUCCGCCGGCAGCACCUCACCCAGCACCGCGUCCACCUCUUCUUCCUGCAGUACGAGUUCCUGGCCUUUCCCAACCCCACCGAUGUCACCCUGGUGGCCCAGCUCUCCAUGGACAGGUUACAGAUGUUGGAGGCCAUCUGCAAACACUGGGCAGGUCCCAUCAGCCUGGCGCUCUACAUGUCGGACGCGGAGGCCCAGCAGUUCCUGCGCUACGCCCAGGCCUCCGAGGUGCUGAGCGCCCGCCGCAACGUGGCCUACCACAUCGUCUACAAGGAGGGGCAGUUCUACCCCAUCAACCUCCUGCGCAACGUGGCCUUGGCCAACACGCAGACGCCAUACGUCUUCCUGACGGACAUUGACUUCCUGCCUAUGUAUGGCCUCUACGAUUACCUCAGGAACUCCAUCCAGCAGCUGGAGCUGCCCCAGAGGAAGGCAGCUCUCAUCGUGCCGGCGUUCGAGACCCUGCACUACCGCUUGACCUUCCCCAAAUCCAAAGCCGAGCUGCUCUCCAUGCUGGACAUGGGCUCCCUCUACACCUUCAGGUACCACGUGUGGCCGAAAGGCCAUGCCCCAACUGACUAUGCCAAGUGGCGGACAGCCACUGUGCCGUACCGCGUGGCGUGGCAGCCAGACUUCGAGCCUUACGUUGUAGUGAGGCGAGACUGCCCCAAGUACGACCAGAGGUUCGUGGGCUUCGGCUGGAACAAGGUGUCCCACAUCAUGGAGCUGGAUGCGCAGGAAUAUGAGCUGCUGGUCCUGCCCAACGCCUUCAUGAUCCACAUGCCCCAUGCCCCCAGCUUUGACAUCUCCAAGUUUCGCCUGAGCGCCGGGUACCGGGGUUGCCUCCAGACCCUGCGGGAGGAGUUCCACCAGGACCUGUCACGGCGAUAUGGGGCUGCUGCCCUCAAAUACCUCACCGCCGAGAGGAGCCCGUGAGGCCGGGGGACAGCGGGGGUGCCAGCAGCACGCUGGGGAAACUGGGAGCAUGAGGUCCUCCCUCCUGCCCCGACCCACUGCUGCAGCCUGGCCUGAGGGAGCCAGGAUCGCCAGCUUCUCCAGCCCAGCCAGGAUGGGAUGCCCCCAGCCAAGAGGGAAGGUGCCAGCUGCCAGAAGAGGCAGUGCCUGCAGGUCGAGGGGGGUUCUAUCGGGGUGGCAGCCUUCCCGUGUUACAGGGGAACCUCCCCCUGCCCGGGGACAGGGGGACGGGUCUCCUCCCUCCCCUGUUUUUAGCAGAUUUGGAUUCUCAGCUUUCCUUAGCUCACCUCACCUUCAGGCCCGGGAGCUUGACCUUACCCCGCUCUGCCUCUGCUCUGCGGUCCCGGGUCCCAACCCUCCUCCCCACACCCCUCCCAGGGCUUUGGGGAGGGGGAGACAAAGGAUGCAGAGCAUCUUUUUUGCAUCCUUUGUGGAGCCCACCUCAGAGGAAGCCUCCCAGCACCCUGGGUGGUGGGGCCAGGGAGUGCCAGGAGCCGUGGAGACCUGGUUCAAGCCAGGACCAAGGCUGGGCUGGUUGAUGGGAUGAAAUACUGUUACUGCCCAUCCGUAUGGAUGCAGAGUCUCCAAUGGGGUUGGCCCAGUGCUGGUGCUGGGGGAGUCACCAGGGGCAGGAAGGGCUGUCUGCUGUCCCCAGCCAUGAGCUGCUGGAAUGGGCCGGUGCCUCCCGGCUGGAAGUAGCCAUCCUGCCCCAUCCUGGGGUUGCCAACCGCACCAUCACCAGGAGGCAAAGCCAUGGGGGCCAGCAUGUGCUGGGGAGAAAUUCGUGGCGAGGGGGACACCACCCAGCUCCUCUCCAGCUCUGGGCAGCACAGAUGUUGCCAUCAGCAGUGGGGGACGUGGUUGGCACUGGAGGAGACCGUAGCGCUGUGGUGGGAUCCCCACGCCGGGAGCAGCUUGGCAGGGCACCCUUCCACCGCUGUCACACACUGGAGCACAGAGGAUGCGUCGCUUUCCUCACGCUAUUUAAAUUAUUUAAUACUUUUCUCAUAAGAAUUCAAUGAUUAGGGUGUCUUGGGGUUGUUUUUUGGGGGGUUUUUGGUUUGGUUUUUUUUUUUUUCAAUCUUUUCUUCUUCCCGGAUGAUUUUGCUGGUGGCCCUGGAGGCUCUCCAGGCCAGUGGCUGCUGUGGUCUCUGCUGGUGUCUCCUCAGCCUUCCUCUGGGCUGCGAGGGCGUCCGUCCACAGCGGGAGCAGCGCGGAGGAGCCACGCGAAGCGCGGGGUACGGAAAGGGCACAAGCGCCUCUUGCUUUCAUUCUCUCUUUUUUUAAUUUAAUUUUUAAAUUAAAGCUUUUUUUAUUCUUUUUUCA
Molecule: messenger RNA, 2532 nt
Organism: Calidris pugnax (ruff)
Lineage: Eukaryota; Metazoa; Chordata; Aves; Charadriiformes; Scolopacidae
Product: glycosyltransferase-like protein LARGE2
Exons: 7
Coding region: 1-1167 (388 amino acids)
Biological process (GO): protein O-linked glycosylation via mannose
Molecular function (GO): glucuronosyltransferase activity; xylosyltransferase activity
Source: RefSeq, a predicted model, not a curated record